UGGGUUCUUCUCGUUUUCUAAAAUUCGUGGCAUGGGUUUGAGGGCGGUGGAUGUAGAAAUGUGGAAUGUGGUUGUGGUGGUAUUGGCUUCAUGGGUUUUCUGUACUUCUGUGACAGCCUCCGUGUCUUAUGAUGCUAAGGCCAUUAAAAUUAAUGGGCAGAGAAGGAUCCUCAUUUCUGGGUCCAUUCACUGCCCCAGAAGCACUCCUGAGAUGUGGCCAAAUCUCAUUCGGAAGGCAAAAGAAGGAGGUUUGGAUGUCAUUCAGACUUAUGUUUUCUGGAAUGGCCACCAGCCUUCACCUGGCAAAUACAACUUUGAGGGAAACUAUGAUCUCGUGAAAUUUGUCAAGCUCGUGCAACAAGCAGGCCUCUACGUCCAUCUCAGAGUCGGGCCUUAUGUCUGCACUGAGUGGAAUUUCAGUGGGUUCCCUGUUUGGCUGAAAUACGUCCCUGGUAUUAGUUUCAGAACAGAUAAUGGACUAUUCAAGUAUUACGUGCAAAAGUUCACAACAAAGAUUGUCAACAUGAUGAAAGCAGAACGGCUGUUUGAGUCGCAGGGCGGAUCGAUAAUCUUGUCCCAGGUUUCGACAUUUGGACUUAACCACGUAAAUUUUUGGUGUUACUGUUAACUGACAUCACGAUGGACACCGUGGCCACAUCAAAUACACUGACCAAUGGGCAGAGAGGCGACGAGUGGUCGAAACAAAUGGGAUGAGAAUUUCGAUCCUAAUGAGCACGGUUAAAGCCAGGGGAGACAUGUUGGGAAGGCAAGCAUGGAGAGAGAUGGAACCGCACCUGGGGCGAACAGCAGCGGGGAGCAUUAGGAUACGCAUGUUCUGGAAGAAACGUGGUCUGAGAGAUUCCCACACUUCGGGUUUUAUUUCACUGUUAUGAUAACUCGGUCCAGGUUAGGGAAGUCCGCAAGCCACAUGAGAUGUCCUAAUCAAUUAUAAAUCCUCCCUAAGUGCCUUCUCAAUAGACUUUUCGGCGGCAGCUGAGAACUCUCAUGCACAUGGCCAACUUCCAGACAGCAAAAUAUGUGUAUUUGCCAACUCAAGAUCCUGUGUUUGAGCAUCACUGUAUUAAUAUAUUCAAUAAUUUUGUAGCAGCAAUAGUGCUACAGAUCCAGAUCGUAUUCCUAUACAUUGAUUUGAUGCACAAAGCAUUCAUUAUACCUACUAAACUGGGCUUUGUUUAGAUUGACCUUAACAAUUGUAUAUCUCGAAACCUCGGAGGUCAA
Eucalyptus grandis is the source of this 1239-nucleotide messenger RNA. Its product is annotated as beta-galactosidase 1-like. The record is from RefSeq and is a predicted model, not a curated record. Lineage: Eukaryota; Viridiplantae; Streptophyta; Magnoliopsida; Myrtales; Myrtaceae. The coding region runs from base 32 to 628 and encodes 198 amino acids. Gene Ontology annotation, molecular function: beta-galactosidase activity. Gene Ontology annotation, biological process: carbohydrate metabolic process. Gene Ontology annotation, cellular component: cell wall; vacuole. The transcript is spliced from 7 exons.